This is a messenger RNA of Schistosoma mattheei, 1700 nucleotides long. Lineage: Eukaryota; Metazoa; Platyhelminthes; Trematoda; Strigeidida; Schistosomatidae. The record is from the annotation of a GenBank genome assembly.
UUUACAUAUGUUAAAAUAUUAUCAUAGGCUAGCUAAACUAAAGUUUCAGUUAAACCAUUUUCAGUUACUUCAUAAAGUGCUUAUUUUUAUUUGAAGAUGUUUUAAAAUCUCGUCAGCUAUUAUUGCAUUUCUGUGGCCUACAAAGUUUUGGAGUUAUACAAAAGUGUCCAGAUGGCUAAUUCACAGUGUAUCAGAAAGUUAAACCUUAUUUUUAAAUAAGCCAGUUUGUUAUGAAAGUAGUGCCCCAUUACUCACUAAAAGUAUUUGCUGCUUAAUAAACACUAGUUUUUAUUCCAAACAAUUUAGUCGCACUAUCCACCAAUUUUUCUCGAACUUUGAACAAAGUUAAAGCUGAACAAGAGGGAUGGGCAAUAAUUCCAAAUUCAUCAUCUUUCGAUAGUGUUAUUACUGAACCAACUAGUUCUUCCUUUGAAAAGCAGGUCCAAUCAAACCGAAAUGUUUCCAUGUCUUUUAUGGAGAGUUACACUACCGGUGCCGAAACUUUAAAUGCCAUAAAGUCAGAAAGCGAUCAAACCAAUCCAUCCGUACACGUUUCCGACCCAAUGAAAACAAAUUCACCAAAUUUAACCGAUGAACCACUGGUAUUACUAAGCGGUACGUCCAAUGAAAAUCAUACAGUAGCCCAAUCCAGUAUAAAUUCAAUACAAAAACAUAUCGCAAGUUCCAAAUCCAGUUCCUCAACCUCUAAUCCAUUCCAAGAAAAUUUUUAUUCCGAUAUCCUAUCAACUUCUAAUUCAAAUCCUAAUAAUAUCCAUAGGACAAAUACAGAAAUCCAUUGGGUAGCUAGUCUACCUACUAUUUCAUCCAUUGCCAAUGGGUUAAAACAAGCUGUUGCAGAUCGUAGAUGCGGUUCCACAGAUUUCUGUUCAAAUUUAGACUCACUUUCUUCAGAAUCACGCUUUACAAAUUCAGUUUAUCCUCACGAUAGUAUGGGAUCUCAUACAAUAUCAGAAACUGUUUUGACAUCAACUGAAAAUAUUUUAUGUAAUAAUGAUAAUAACGACCCGGUUCACUGUAGAUUAUCACAGAAAUUACCAAUUUUAACCCCGUGUAAUCCUGAACAACAGGCUUCUGAUAUUCUUGUUCAUUAUGCUAUUCAAGAGAAUCACAAUACUGUUCAGAUGAAUGGUUCAUGCAGUAAAGGUAUUGGUGAUGACUUGGUAGCAUCAUCAUCUAGUUCAAGAUUGUGUGCCAAUGAUUCAUCUGAUUUUGGGAUAAGAAAUGCUCUCAAUGAACUAUAUUCUUCCGCUCGUCCAACUCUACCUAACGUCGGGGAGUGUAGAAUUUUAACUCCUGUUUUAUCAUCAAUUCCUGAGUCAACAUCAACUGAUGGUAAUCCAUGUAAUGAAAGUACACAAAAGACUCCUGCUCAUAUUUUUGUCAGCUGUCAGUCGACUACACCUCGAGAUAGUUCAAAUCACCUCUUAGAUAACCAUUUGAACCCAACUUCGAUCGCUAGUCAGUCACCUGGCUCUUCAGGUAUUCAUAACAGUGACAGCAUGUUAAACAGAAAUGAUAUCUGUCUAUCGCGUCCACCGGAGUCUCAUACCAAUGGAAAUUUACGCAGUCAACAGUUCGAGGAAAUGUAUUGUACGCUUGGUAACCACUUUUCUGAUAAGUCAUUAUUACUCCAAUCAACAAUAGAUUACAACAACCAGUCAUUUAAUCUCAUGUACUAA